Molecule: messenger RNA, 327 nt
Organism: Rhizopus microsporus ATCC 52813
Lineage: Eukaryota; Fungi; Mucoromycota; Mucoromycetes; Mucorales; Rhizopodaceae
Exons: 3
Coding region: 1-327 (108 amino acids)
Biological process (GO): vacuole organization; organelle fusion; endosome organization
Cellular component (GO): HOPS complex; endosome
Molecular function (GO): protein-macromolecule adaptor activity
Source: RefSeq, a predicted model, not a curated record
AUGAAGCAUAUAGAUGAAAAGGACUUGUUGCCUCCCAUUCAAGUGGUUCAAGCACUUUCAAGGUCAAAUGUGGCAAGUAUUGGCUUGAUCAAGGACUAUAUUGGUAAAAAGAUUGAAUACGAGCGAAAGGAACUGAAGCAGAAUGACGAGCUAAUCGAGAGUUAUCGUCAUGAGACUGAGAAGCGUAGGAAAGAGAUUGAAGAAUUGAAGACGAGCAUAGUGCUCGCAUAUUUCAAGUUCAAAAGUGCUCAGGAUGUCAUGGCACCUUGGAUCUUCCAGCUGUUCACUUUUUAUGCAGACACUCAUAUCAUCAACGGUAUUUCAUAG